UGUCGUCACAUGGGCUGAAGGUUGUCGCUAGCAGUUUUUUCAACUGUUUCCUACGGAACAGUAACCACCGUGAGCAGGAUACAACAGCAGCUUCGGUUCAUACAAUCUUGAAGUUCCUGGAAAACAGUAAAGGAGGCAAGAUAACAGAGGAUGGCCACUCCCUUUGUCCCCGUGCCAGUCCCCAUGCAACAGCAGACCCAACCAGUUACCUGCAGUUCCUGGCCCAAGAGGACUUCUCCCUUGGGAAGUCCAUGUGACAGCUCCCCCACGGAAAAGACCACCUGGGAGAGAUCCACAGGAUGUUUAGGAGCUACAUUACCCUGUCCUAGUCUUCCCCAAACAGAGGGACAUGGACGACCCAGCAGAGGGAAGCAGAGAAGUGUCCAGGAAGAUGGGACCUCCAGAGAUGACUGGGAAGAACGACCGAGCACUCCCACCCUGCUGGGAUAUGAGAUCAUGGAGGAGAGGGCCAAGUUCACGGUCUAUAAGAUCCUGGUGAAGAAGAAUCAAGAAGAUAGUUGGGUGAUCUUCAGAAGAUAUACAGACUUCUCUCGGCUCAAUGACAAGCUCAAAGAGUUGUUUCCAAGGUUCAGGUUGUCCUUGCCGCCCAAACGCUGGUUUAAGGAUAACUAUGACAUGGAGUUUCUAGAAGAGAGACAAAUCGGCCUACAGACCUUUCUACAGAACCUGAUUGCGCACAAAGACAUUAUUAACAGUGCAGUGGUCAGACAGUUCCUCUGUCUGGAUGAUCCUCCAGGUCCUUUCGACAGCCUAGAGGAGAGCCGGGCGUUCUGUGAAACCCUGGAGGAGACCAACCACCGGUUGCAGAAGGAGCUCCAGGAGAAACAGAAGGAGAUUGACUUUCUCAGGAGAGCUCUGGAGGAGAGGGAGGUCUCCAUAGCACUCCUGGAGCAGAGGGUGAGUGGUGACUCCCCCCAUGCAGAGAGCCCUGAGAGUCCAUGCAGACUAUUAACAAAGAGCAGUGAGAAGAGUGCUGAAACCAGUACCAGCACAGAUGGACAUGGAAACACUGACCGAAGAUCAACCGAAUUUGAGGCCCGGCCAGAAACAAUGUGUGGGGAAAGCUGCGAUGACCAGCGGACAGUCAAAGGUCACAGGGUUCAGUGGUGUUCUCCAGUUGUCAAUGGUUGCCCAGGACCCUCCUGAACUCCAUCCUGAUUUUUGAAGAACAUGAAUUCAAGCUCAGUUAAUUUCUUGAUCAUACCCAUUUACUCACAAUUGAUAUACUUUACUGCUGCUCGUUCUUGCUGUUUGUAAUUGCAAAUCAUCAUUGUAAAAGAAAAAAAUAGUAUUUAGUAUUAAAAUGUAUAUUUGUUUA
Hypomesus transpacificus is the source of this 1339-nucleotide messenger RNA. It is a transcript of the gene snx16, whose product is annotated as sorting nexin 16. Gene Ontology annotation, biological process: protein targeting to lysosome; endosome to lysosome transport; early endosome to late endosome transport. The coding region runs from base 151 to 1167 and encodes 338 amino acids. The transcript has 8 exons. Gene Ontology annotation, molecular function: phosphatidylinositol binding. Lineage: Eukaryota; Metazoa; Chordata; Actinopteri; Osmeriformes; Osmeridae. The record is from RefSeq and is a predicted model, not a curated record. Gene Ontology annotation, cellular component: extrinsic component of endosome membrane; late endosome; early endosome.